UUUGACAAGUUGAUAAAAGAUUCGGAUUUAAUAUAUCAACAAAAAACAAUUUUACAGAACAAUCGAAAUAGACGAUUAAAUUUAUUACAAGUAAAUCUUUUUGAAUAUUAUAAAAAAGCUAUUCAACAAACUAUCGCAAUAUCUAUUUUACAAGAAUUACAUAAAGAGAUAUCAGAAUCAAACAUAUUAGCUAAUAACAAAUUGAUACUAUACGAUUUGAUAAAAGAAAAAAUUGAUAAUUUUAGACAAGAAGAAGAGUUUGAAAAUAUAAAAAAAAAGAUUGAAAAAGAAAAUUCAGCUGCUAAUUUAGAAGUAAAUAUCAAAGAAGAAAUAGAUUUUAAAACAAAAUAUAUCGAUCAAAACAAGAAAAAUGAAUUACAUUUAAUACGUAAUCAAAAAAUUAAAUCAUUAAAGGGUGCUGUAGAUUUUUUACGUAUUAACGAAGAAAUCGAAAAUGAAUCUUUAUUAUCAAAUUUGUUAGAUAAUAAUCUUUUUGACGAUUUAAUUCAAACAAAUGGUUUUUUAGUUGAAAAUCAAAGACAAUUAUUACAAACAACAAGAAAGAAACGGUUACAGUUGUUAGUAAACAAUUAUUACAAUACGUUAAAGAAAGAAAUAGAAAUAUCAAAAGAUUUAGAACAAUUAAAUGAUGGUGGAUAUUUUGAUGAAAGAAUCGGUGAAGUUAGAGAAGAAUAUUUGGAUUCCGAUAAUUCAAAAGAAAAAUUACAUAUUUUACGAAGAUCGAGAAUUGAUCGAUUAUUAGGAAGUGAAGAAGAUCAAAGAUAUGAUCUUAUAAGAGAUAUUAUUAAUAACACAGAAAAUAUCGAAGAAAUAUCAGAUUCAUCAGAAAUAUUUACAGAUAUUAGAGUGUUAAACCAAACUUUAUUAACAGGAAAUCGUGAUAAAUCAGAACUAGAAAAAGAACGAAAAACCCAAUACAACAAUGGGUUAUAUGAUAUUAUUAGUUCAGCUAUCAAAAUAGAAGAAGAUAUUGAUAAAUUAGAAAAAGAAUGGGAAGAAGCUAUUGAAAACAAUCUUGAUCAAAAUUUUUUGACUGGAAAGUUAAAAACAAUUCUUCAACAGAAUCGAUUAGAUAGAAUUAAAGAGUUAAAAGAAAAUGAAAAUGAUACUAAAACACCUAAAACGCCAAAACGUCCUUUAGAAGAUGAUGAUAUACCAGCAAGAAAUUUAGAUAAAGCAGAACAAAAUCGAGAUAAAUUAGGAACAUCUGAUAAACAAAUUAAUUUUAUUAUUAAUCAAUAUAAAAAAACAUUAUCUCAAGUUGAUUUAUUAAAAUAUUUUCCAACAAGAAAAAAUAAACCAAUCGCAAAUAUUAUUAAAAAAGUAUACGAUACAAGUAGAGAUAAAAAUUCAUUGUUAGAAGUACUUUAUUUGAAUUGGGUUCUUGGUAAAGAUGAAAAAUAUUUGUUGAACAAGAAAUUUACAAGAAAGAAAAUAAAUGAAGUAAAUAAUUUAGUAAAAGAUAUUAAUAAUUAUCUUUAUGAAGAACAACGUAAAAAAGCGAUGAUGAAUCAAGAACGAUUAGAAAAAGAUAAAAAUUUUAAAAAAUUACGUAGAUAUCCCAUGUUUUUUUUACCAACUGAAUUUUCUUGGGACAAUCCUUUACGUAUGGAUCAAGAGAAGAUUGAUAUAAUUAAAAGUAUCAAUUUAAUUAUAAUCGAAUAUAAAAAAUCAUUAGCCAACAUUUUAGAAAUUACAGUAGAAAAUAUCAAUACAAUACAAGAUUCUUUAAAUCAAUUGG
Messenger RNA from Racocetra persica, 1762 nucleotides. NCBI's taxonomy places the organism in Eukaryota, Fungi, Glomeromycota, Glomeromycetes, Diversisporales, Gigasporaceae. The record is from the annotation of a GenBank genome assembly.